Sardina pilchardus (European sardine) is the source of this 2872-nucleotide messenger RNA. RefSeq names its product tripartite motif-containing protein 16-like. The transcript has 7 exons. The coding region runs from base 75 to 1742 and encodes 555 amino acids. The record is from RefSeq and is a predicted model, not a curated record. Lineage: Eukaryota; Metazoa; Chordata; Actinopteri; Clupeiformes; Clupeidae. Gene Ontology annotation, molecular function: zinc ion binding; protein binding.
CGAAACUAGUGCGAGUUACAGUAGGUUUGGCACAGCAGGUGUUGUCAUUAAUGUAUUCGUAAAGUUAGUCUUGUAUGCGCUUAAGAAGAAUGGCGGAAUCGUCUCAAAGUAACCUGGACCUUUUUACAUGUCCUGUUUGUCUCGAUCUCCUUAGGGAUCCAGUCACUCUUCACUGUGGACACAAUUACUGCACGGGCUGCAUUAAGGACUGCUGGGAUCAGGAAGAUCAGAAGGGAGUCUACAGCUGCCCUCAGUGCAGACAUACGUUCACUCCGAGACCCGUUUUGAACAAAAAUAAUGUUUUUGUUGAGCUUGUGGAACAGUUCAGAAAGAGCAGAAUUCGACCUGUUGUUCCUGCUCCCGUUGUAUGUGCUGGAGCUGGAGAUGUGGAGUGUGACGUCUGCACUGGGAGAAAACUCAAAGCUGUGAAGUCCUGUCUGGAAUGUCUGGUGUCUUACUGUGAAACUCACUAUAACGUUCACAACGAUGUAAAUCCUGGACGAAAACACAAGAUGGUGGAUGCCACUGGUCAGCUACAGGAGAGGAUCUGCACCCAGCAUGAGAAGCCUCUGGAGGUGUUUUGCCGUACAGAUCAAACUUGUGUUUGUUUGCUCUGUGUGAUGGAUGAACACAAAGGCCAUGACACUGUGUCAGCGUCUGCAGGGAGAAAGGAGAAACAGACACACUUGGGAGAGACCCAGACGAAAUGUCAGCAGAGAAUCCAGGAGAGAGAGAAGGAGCUGCAGGAGCUGAGGAAGGCUGUAGAGACUUUCAAGAGUUCUGCACAGACAGCAGUGGAGGACAGUGAGAGGAUCUUCACUGAUAUGAUCCGCUCCAUUGAGAGAAGGCGCUCUGAGGUGACAGAGCUGAUCAGAGGUCAGGAGAAGGCUGAGGUGAGUCGGGCUGAAGAACAUCUGAAGAGACUGGAGCAGGAGAUUGCUGAGCUGAAGAGGAGAAAUGCUGAGCUGGAGCAGCUUUCACACACAGAGGACCACAUCCAUUUCCUCAAGACAUUCCAGUCAGUGAGCAGCACACCUGAGACUAAAGACGUGUUCAGUACCUGUGUCAGCCAAAGCCUUUCUUUUGAGGCUGUGAAGAAAUCUGUCUCCUCACUAAAGGGGCAGCUGGAGGAUUUCUGCAAAGAGGAACUCAUGAAGAUAUCUGCAGCAGUGGCUAAAGUCCAGGUUAUGUUGCCUGCUGAACCUACAACCAGAGAAGAUUUCCUUCAAUACUCCUGUCACUUCACACUGGAUCCAAACACAGCACACAAACAACUCUGUCUGUCUGAGGGGAACAGGAGGGUGCAGGAGUGUGCUCAGGUCCAGCCAUAUCCUGAUCAUCCAGAGAGAUUUGAUAUGUGGCCUCAGGUGCUGUGUAGGGAGGGUGUGUCUGGACGCUGCUACUGGGAGGUGGAGCGGAGUGGGAAUUUUGAUAUUGCAGUCUCAUAUAAAAGCAUCAGCAGGCGGGGUGAUGAGUCUUGGUUUGGAUGUAAUGACCAGGCCUGGCUGCUGCGCACCUUCAACUCCAGCUGCUCCUUCAGGCACAAUAAUGAAGAGACUGAACUCCCUCUACUGGCCAGCUCCAGAAUAGGAGUGUAUGUGGAUCACGAGGCAGGAACUCUGGCCUUCUACAAUGUCUCUGACACAAUGACCCUCCUGCACAGAGUCCAGACCACAUUCAGCCAUACACUCUACCCUGGGUUUUAUAUGUAUAGUGAGUCACCAUCAGUGAAGCUGUUGUGAGUGUUGUCAGUUGGGUAUUGGUCUGGUAUGAGCUGCAUGGCCCCUGCUGCAGUAGGAGGCAUUAGUGGUUCAGCUUUGGGAACUGGGCUCAGACUCCUCACAAAUACACUGAGGAAAAGGAAGGGUACUGUAUGUAGUGCAGUGUAACAUACAUGUCCAGUUCAGUAAAAUGGUCAGUAGAGUAUUGCAACUAGGGCCGGGACUUUAGCGCGUUAAUUACGAUUAAUUAAUUACACAAACAUUAAUGCGUUAAAAAAAUUGACGCAUUUUAAUCGUAUGCCUAUUUAUUUUUGCACCGCGGAACGUUUCUCACUGGAUGAGUUUCAGACGGACCGAUUAUACUGGAGCACCAAGUAACGUGCAUGAGUCACUGAUCUAUGGUAUUCUUUAUAGAUCAGUGGCAUGAGUUCGGUUCAGACAAAACAAACCACAGUGGCACAGUGAACAUGAACAAAGAAGCUGAUGUGACGGCGUUGGUUGGCCCCGUGGAUGGGAAAUGUUGUUACAAAAAACGAACGGAUGGAAGCGUAGAUAAGAGCAUGGUUGUGUGCAACCUAUGCAACAAGGACGUAUCACCGCAGGUAGCCUAUCACCUCAGUGCAAAACAUAAAGCAGCUAGCUGCUAGCAUGGACAAAGUAUUGUGAUACUCCAGACACUUGAGGGAAACCUCUGAGCUUUAUUUAUUAAACAAAUAGCAACCGAGUUGCUGUUACAGCCACAACUCACGCUUAUAACAGUAAUCCACCGCACCUAAUUCCAUGUCCAACUUUCAUAGACCUAAAAGAAACUUCACACUCAAAACCGAAUACAAGCACACACGCACACACGUAAACUCCGCCCCCCAGUACCCCUUAAAGGGACACAACAAUUUCAUGAACUCAACUCAAGGUAACAGGUGACACAAUUAACAGGAUAUCACAGUAUUAUAGUUUACAGAACCUACCUAUCUAUAGGCUACAUGAAUUUCUGAAAAUGUACUAUUUCUAAAUAUGGUAUUGCCCUGGUCUGUUGGACUUAUUAAUAAACAAUAUUUUUGUUGCUUAAGCUUAGGCCUAUGUAUUCAGUCAUUAUCCAAUAGUAGGCUAUACUAAAAAUCCAUGUGAAAAAAAAAUACUUCUCACUGUUCUCA